Messenger RNA from Cladophialophora psammophila CBS 110553, 987 nucleotides. RefSeq names its product alcohol dehydrogenase. NCBI's taxonomy places the organism in Eukaryota, Fungi, Ascomycota, Eurotiomycetes, Chaetothyriales, Herpotrichiellaceae. Bases 1 to 987 code for a protein of 328 amino acids. The transcript has a single exon. Gene Ontology annotation, molecular function: alcohol dehydrogenase (NADP+) activity; zinc ion binding. The record is from RefSeq and is a predicted model, not a curated record. Gene Ontology annotation, biological process: alcohol metabolic process.
AUGGUCGAGUUCAUUGUGUUCAAAGGCGGCAAGACAGGCAUCGUCAAAGCCACUUCCUGCCGCGAGAUUGGUCCGCACGAAGUUCUGGUGAAAAUAACACACAGUGGUCUUUGUGGCACGGAUCUGCAUCACAAAGCUAUGGAUAUGGGCCUCGGGCACGAAGGCGUGGGAAUCGUCGAGGAGAUUGGCGAGGAUGUUACGAUGCUCAAGACAGGCGACCGAGUUGGCUGGGGUUACCUUCACCGCGCCUGCGGGCAUUGCAAGCAAUGUCUUCGUGGCGCGGAAACAUUCUGCUCUGACCGCCAAAUAUACGGAUCAGCCAAUCUUGACCAGGGAUCCCUGGGAUCGCACGCCGUGUGGAGCGAGGACUUCUUGUUCAAAAUUCCCCCGGAGAUCAGUUUGGAGGACGCUGCUCCCUUGAUGUGCGGCGGGGCUACAGUGUUCAAUGCCCUCCAAUUCCACGGCGUCAAGAGCACGGAUCGUGUUGGAGUGAUCGGCAUCGGCGGGCUUGGACAUCUGGCAACUCAAUUUGCUGCUGCAAUGGGAUGCCAGGUUGUCGUCUUCUCUGGCACAGAAAGCAAGAAGGACGAGGCCGUGAGACUCGGGGCCAGAGAAUUCUGUGCGACCAAAGGACAGAAGGAGUUGAAGAUUUCAAAGCCGAUCGACCACUUGCUCGUCACGACUGCCACGCAACCGGAUUGGAGUAUGUACCUCCCCAUAAUGGCACCCGCGGGCACGAUUUAUCCUCUCACUGUCAGCUCUGAAGAUCUGAAGAUGCCGUACAUGAACAUAAUCAUGAGCGGUCUGAGGGUGCAGGGCAGCCUGGUGGCUGCUAGGGAAAUCCACCGGGAGAUGCUCGAGUUUGCCGCUGUCCAUGGCUUGAAACCUAUCAUUCAGACCUUCCCUUUGACAGAGAUUGGCAUCGAUGAAGCAUUCAAGACCUUGGAAAGUGGAAAAAUGCGAUAUAGAGGGGUGCUUGUGGCUUGA